AUGGAUCCCAAAACCUCCUCCAACUCAAAACACCACCACCUCCUCCACCCUUCUUCGUCCCCUUCUACAUCAUCUCAUGAACUGCAACACCUCCUAGCCAACAACAGCAGAACCAUGGGAGAGAUGAACACCACCACCACCAGCAGCAGCAACAAGCCAGCUGAAAUCAAGGACUUCCAAAUAGUAAUAGCAGCAGAAUCAAACCCAAAGCAAAACCCACCACCACAGCCAUCCAAGAAGCAGACCCAAAGCCAAAUUCAGACCCAGAACCAGACCCAGCAGUUAGCUCCCAAGCGAAGCUCAAACAAGGACAGACACACGAAAGUUGAAGGCCGAGGGAGGAGGAUUAGGAUGCCAGCUCUAUGUGCAGCAAGGAUUUUCCAGUUGACCAGAGAAUUAGGUCACAAAUCCGAUGGAGAAACCAUCCAGUGGCUUCUCCAGCAGGCUGAGCCUUCCAUUAUAGCUGCCACCGGUACUGGGACCAUCCCGGCCUCUGCCUUGGCUUCAGCUGGUCCUCUCCCCAUUUCUUCUUCUACUUCUCAUUUCCCUUCUUCUGGGGUUCAUUCUGAUUUGGGGCCCAGCUCCAGUAGGCCCACCAAUUGGCCACCAGCAGGAGUAGGGAUUUGGCCGUACGCUUCUGCCCUUGCUGAGAAUAGUAAUCCUAACAAUUACUUGCAGAAAAUUGGGUUUCCAGCUGGGUUCGACUUGAGUGGUGGAAAUAUGGGGCAUAUGAGCUUUGCAUCAAUUUUGGGAGGGGGGAACGGUAAUAGUAGUCAUCAUCAGCAGCAAUUGCCUGGUUUGGAGCUUGGGUUGUCACAGGAUGGGCAUAUUGGAGGGAUAAAUCCACAGGCUUUGAGUCAAAUUUAUCAGCAGAUGGGCCAAGGGAGAGUGAAUCAGCACCACCAUUUACAGCAGCAGCAGAAUAGUCAGAAUCAUGAUCAGAAUCAAAGUCAGCAGCAGCAGCAACAGCAAGGUGGGAAGGAUGAUUCACAAGGGUCGGGAGGGCAGUGA
This is a messenger RNA of Linum tenue, 1011 nucleotides long. Lineage: Eukaryota; Viridiplantae; Streptophyta; Magnoliopsida; Malpighiales; Linaceae. The record is from the annotation of a GenBank genome assembly.